CCCCGCGCCCCCGCGCUUGCGCGUUGGCCGCCAGGACGCAGCGAUGGCGGCUGCGGCGGUGGCGGCCCGCGAGGUCCUCCGGGAAUGCGGCUGCAAGGGCAUCCGGACCUGUUUGAUCUGCGAGCGGCAGCGUGGAGGUGACCCGCCCUGGCAGCAUCCCCCUCAGAAAACGCACCGCUUCAUUUACUACUCUGAUACUGGCUGGGCCGUGGGGGCCGAGGAGUCUGACUUCGAAGGCUGGGCCUUCCCCUUCCCUGGUGUGACGCUGAUAGAGGACUUCGUGACCCGGGAGGAAGAGGCCGAGCUGGUGCAGCUGAUGGACCGGGAGCCUUGGAAGCUCUCCCAGUCUGGGCGGAGGAAGCAGGACUACGGCCCCAAAGUCAACUUUAGGAAACAGAAGCUCAAGACUGCAGGCUUCAGAGGCCUCCCCAGUUUCAGCCAGGAAGUGGUGCGGAGGAUGGGCCUGUACCCCAUCCUGGAGGACUUCCGGCCCGUGGAGCAGUGUAACCUGGACUACUGCCCUGAGCGGGGCUCGGCCAUUGACCCCCACCUGGACGACGCCUGGCUGUGGGGGGAGCGGCUGGUGAGCCUCAACCUCCUGUCCCCAACCGUGCUGUCCAUGUCCCGGGAGGCACCCGGCAGCCUGCUGCUCUGUCUGGCCCCAUCCGGCUUCCCGGAGGCCUUGAUGGAGGGCGUGAUGGCCCCCAGCAGGUCCGUCUUGUGCCAGGAGGUGGAGGUGGCCGUCCCCUUGCCCCGCCGCUCUCUUCUUGUGCUCACGGGUGCCGCGCGGCACCAGUGGAAACACGCCAUCCACCGCAGACACAUCGAGGCCCGCCGCGUGUGCGCCACCUUCAGGGAGCUGUCGGCCGAGUUCCGGCCCGGCGGGAGGCAGCAAGAACUGGGGCAGGAACUCCUGCAGAUCUCUCUCUCCUUUCAGGGGAGACCUAUGUGAGCCACGUCCCCGGGGCGGGAGCUGGCGCGGGGCCGGGCCAGAGUGCCGGCUCUAGGGUUGACCGCCUGCCGGGAUGGAGGGGCGGGAAGCCCAGCACAAGGGGCUUUCUCCCCAGCUUCUUAGCUUUUCAGAGAAGACUGCUCAGCACCCUGACACCGCGACAGUGGGAGCCCUGCCCGGGAGCCGGGUGUGACGGGAAUAUGCCUUGGGUCAGUCCUGUUUGACCCGCACCACGGCCACCUGUGUGGCUUGUCACAGUUUGAGGGCAGUGGGGUCAUUUGAGCUCAAACACGUUGGUACCACCUGAAA
Messenger RNA from Suricata suricatta (meerkat), 1261 nucleotides. RefSeq names its product alkB homolog 4, lysine demethylase (gene ALKBH4). Gene Ontology annotation, molecular function: oxidoreductase activity; demethylase activity; actin binding. The coding region runs from base 44 to 952 and encodes 302 amino acids. Lineage: Eukaryota; Metazoa; Chordata; Mammalia; Carnivora; Herpestidae. Gene Ontology annotation, biological process: actomyosin structure organization; oxidative demethylation; protein demethylation. The transcript is spliced from 3 exons. The record is from RefSeq and is a predicted model, not a curated record. Gene Ontology annotation, cellular component: contractile ring; midbody.